AUGGAGGAUCAUGAUCUUUUGUCAGAGCUGUUUGAUCCACUUUUUACAUUUUACUUUUCUAAAGACUCAGCCAGCCGCCUCUCCAACCUCCUUGGCGUCCCUCACAUCGCCACCGGCGAUCUCGUUAGGGAAGAGCUCGCUUCCUCGGGCCCCUUCUCUUCGGAGCUAUCGGAAAUUGUAAAUCGAGGUCAAUUGGUGUCAGAUGAACUUAUCAUAAGUUUGUUGUCAAAAAAACUUGCUGCUGGAGAAGCUAAUGGCGAGACGGGAUUUAUUCUAGAUGGCUUUCCUCGAACAAUAAAGCAAGCAGAAAUAUUGGAAGGGGUGACUGACCUUGACUUGGUAAUCAAUCUGAAGCUCCGAGAAGAUAUACUUCUUGAGAAAUGCCUUGGUAGGAGAAUUUGCAAUCAGUGUGGGGGGAAUUUCAAUAUUGCUUCCAUCAACAUCAAGGCUGAGGAUGGGAGCCCUGGAAUCAUCAUGGCCCCUCUUCUUCCUCCUGCAAAUUGUUUGUCGAAGCUCAUUACCAGAUCAGAUGACACUGAAGCAGUGGUGAGAGAAAGGCUUCGAAUAUACAAUGAAAUGACUCGGCCUGUCGAGGAAUUCUACCGUAGUAGAGGAAAAUUAUUGGUGUUUGACCUGCCUGGAGGAAUUCCGGAGUCUUGGCCAAAGUUGCUGCAUGCUCUUAAUCUUGAUGAUUAUGAGGACAAACAAUCGGCAGCAGCGUAAAUAUAUCAUAAUGUACCAUAGUAUUGAGUAUUUCAUUCUUUGCAUGCAUAUAUUGUAUGCCUGUCAAUUUUGAAGGAAAGAGAACCGAAGGGGACUUCUCUAGUAGUAUUAGUGGUACCGAUAAUGAUAUUGGUAAGUGUUGUAAUCUGAACAAAUUAACAGUGUUGGGUUUUCAUUUAUUUUCUUUUUUGUUCCCCGAUAAAUUUGUUUAUAUGGUUGUGCUGUUGGGUGCUUUAAAUAUUACUGGCAAGAAUUUGUUAGAGUUGCCACAUAGGAUAGUUAGUUAGCAAUAACGUUCACAUUGUUACACCAUUACUGGGUUGUGGUAACAUAAAUGUGAAUGAACACAUGAAGCAAAUUUUCUGAAUUAUUCUUCA
Messenger RNA from Arachis duranensis, 1100 nucleotides. RefSeq names its product probable adenylate kinase 1, chloroplastic. Gene Ontology annotation, cellular component: cytoplasm; mitochondrion. The record is from RefSeq and is a predicted model, not a curated record. Gene Ontology annotation, molecular function: AMP kinase activity; ATP binding. The transcript has 5 exons. Bases 1 to 723 code for a protein of 240 amino acids. NCBI's taxonomy places the organism in Eukaryota, Viridiplantae, Streptophyta, Magnoliopsida, Fabales, Fabaceae. Gene Ontology annotation, biological process: nucleobase-containing compound metabolic process.